GCCCCGCCGAGCCGAGCCGAGCCCCGCCGAGCGGAGCCGAAGCGCCGUCGCUCGCUGGCUGCGGUGCGCAGCGCGGUACCGCAGCGCCCGGCCCGGCGGGGCCAAGCGGAGCGGAGCGGAGUGGAGGGAGAGCCAAGUCCGCGCCUGACACGGGGGAAGACGAUGAAGCUGUAGAGAUGCUUCCCUACGUGAUUGCCACCCUUGGCUCAGCAGGGGCCACCUGCAAAACCUCCACAUGCAACAACAGCACCAAGGACUACUGCUACAGUGCCCGCAUCCGCAGCACUGUGCUGCAGGGGCUGCCCUUCGGAGGGGUGCCUACCGUCCUAGCCCUUGACUUUAUGUGCUUUCUUGCACUGUUGUUUGUCUUUUCAAUUUUGCGUAAAGUUGCUUGGGACUACGGACGCCUGGCCCUGGUGACUGAUGCUGACAGGCACCGACGCUGGCAGACGGAGCGAGAGGAGCGGGAAUACGUAGUCUCCGCCCUGCACUCCGACAACCACGACCGCUACGAGCGCCUCACCUCCGUCUCCAGCUCUGUGGACUUCGACCAGAGGGACAACGGUUUCUGCUCCUGGCUGACAGCCAUCUUCAGGAUAAAGGAUGACGAGAUCCGGGACAAGUGCGGGGGUGAUGCAGUGCACUACCUGUCCUUCCAGAGGCACAUCAUCGGGCUGCUGGUGGCAGUGGGUGUGCUCUCCGUGGGCAUCGUGUUACCUGUAAACUUCUCAGGAGACCUGCUAGAAAACAACGCCUACAGCUUUGGGAGGACAACUAUCGCUAACCUGAAUUCUGGGAAUAACCUGCUGUGGCUGCACACAUCUUUUGCCUUCCUGUACCUGCUGCUGACAGUGUACAGCAUGCGCCGGCACACCUCCAAGAUGCGCUACAAAGAGGAUGACUUGGUUAAGCGAACUCUCUUCAUCAAUGGGAUCUCAAAAUAUGCUGAGCCAGAGAAGAUCAAGAAGCAUUUUGAGGAGGCCUACACCAACUGCACCGUCCUGGAGGCCCGUCCCUGCUACGACGUGGCCCGGCUGAUGUUCCUUGAUGCAGAGAGGAAGAAAGCUGAGCGUGGGCGAAUCUACUUCACCAACCUGCAGGGCAAGGAGAACACUCCAUCCAUGAUCAACCCCAAGCCCUGUGGCCAUCUGUGCUGCUGUGUCAUCAGGGGCUGUGAGGAGGUGGAGGCCAUAGAGUACUAUACCAAGCUAGAGGAGAAGCUCAAAGAUGACUACAAGCGGGAGAAGGAGAAGGUGAAUGAAAAGCCUCUUGGGAUGGCCUUUGUCACCUUCCAUAAUGAGACAAUCACAGCCAUAAUCCUCAAAGAUUUCAAUGCUUGUAAGUGCCAGGGCUGUGCAUGCCAUGGGGAGCCCAGGGCCUCCUCCUGCAGUGAAUCCCUCCACGUAUCCAACUGGACCGUCAGCUAUGCCCCUGACCCACAAAACAUCUACUGGGAACACCUCUCCAUUCGGGGUUUCAUCUGGUGGAUCCGCUGCCUUGUGAUCAAUGUGGUCCUCUUCAUCCUCCUCUUCUUCCUCACCACUCCUGCUAUCAUCAUCACCACUAUGGACAAGUUCAAUGUCACCAAGCCUGUGGAAUACCUCAAUAACCCCAUAAUCACCCAGUUCUUCCCCACCUUGCUGCUAUGGUGCUUCUCUGCUCUGCUGCCCACCAUCGUGUAUUACUCUGCCUUCUUUGAGGCGCACUGGACCAGGUCUGGAGAGAACAGGACGACCAUGCACAAGUGCUACACCUUCCUCAUCUUCAUGGUCUUGCUGCUGCCAUCACUAGGCCUGAGCAGCUUGGAUGUGUUUUUCCGCUGGUUGUUUGACAAAAAGUUCCUUGCUGAAGCCGCUGUGCGAUUUGAGUGUGUGUUCCUGCCAGACAACGGGGCCUUCUUUGUCAACUAUGUCAUCGCCUCUGCCUUCAUCGGGAACGCCAUGGACCUGCUGCGCAUUCCCGGCUUGCUGAUGUACAUGAUCCGCCUCUGCCUGGCGCGCUCGGCUGCCGAGCGCAGGAACGUCAAACGACACCAGGCCUACGAGUUCCAGUUUGGGGCUGCUUACGCCUGGAUGAUGUGCGUGUUCACUGUGGUCAUGACAUACAGCAUCACCUGCCCCAUCAUUGUCCCUUUUGGGCUCAUGUACAUGCUGCUUAAGCACCUGGUGGACCGAUACAACUUGUAUUAUGCUUACCUGCCUGCCAAGCUGGACAAGAAGAUCCAUUCAGGGGCUGUGAACCAGGUGGUGGCAGCCCCCAUCCUCUGCCUCUUCUGGCUUCUCUUCUUUUCCACCAUGCGCACAGGGUUCCUGGCCCCCACUUCCAUGUUCACCUUUGUGGUCCUUGUGAUCACCAUUGUGAUCUGCCUGUGUCACGUCUGCUUUGGGCACUUCAAAUACCUCAGCGCUCACAACUACAAGAUUGACCACACAGAGGUGGAUGCUGUAGAAAGCAGGCAGAAUGGGAGGCCUGCCACCAGUCUGCCAGCUCCCAAAUCAGCUAAAUACAUCGCCCAAGUGCUGCAGGACUCCUCGCCCGAGGGCGAAGCGACAGAGUCAGAAGAGCAGGGGUCGCAGGACGAGGAGCUCAUCAAUGCAGGUGGCAUGAACGACACGGAUUUCCAGUCGUGUGAGGACAGCCUGAUAGAGAACGAGAUCCACCAGUAGGGACCUCGAAGGGUGGGAGGGGAAGGAGGCCCAGGAGCGCAGCAGGCUGUGUGCAUGGAGACCUGGGGAGAGGGACCUGAGGGUGCUGGCCGCUGCCCUCACCUGCCCACCCCUGGGUCCACUGCCUUCAGUGAGGGCAGGGGCCCUGCUGCAAGCUCUCCAUUUUCCUGCCCCUCCACCCCUGUGCCAGCCUGGCAGCUUGGCAGGCAUGCUCAUUACUUGCUACCCUCUUUAACAUGUCCCUGGACCCCAAAACCCUGGGGUCUGGGAGGGAGGGAGACUGUGACCCCCACAGUGCUGCUCUGGACCUGCAGGCAGGAGGAAGGCUGGGUGCUUUGUGGGGAGCAGGGGCACAAGGGUCUCAGCAGGCCCCUCUGUCCCCCAUCCUCCUGAUGAGAAACACUAAUCAUGUAUUAGAUUUACAGAAAGGUGAUAAAUGAAAAGCUUUAGUCAGUGUAUUGGAAGCCCCACCUAGGGAGAGGGGUGGUUUCUGUUGCACUUUCUGCCCUUUCACAACCCCUUGCAGCAUCCACUUGGUGUGACAUGCCAGGAGCUAGGCCAGGUGAAGGAGGCAGUGACAGAGACUUCCCCCUCCCCAUGGGGAAGGUGACUGGUCUUGUGGUCAGGGUUGGCAUCACCCUGGGGAAGGGGCAUGGGCUUGGAGUAAGCUGGGUAGCCCCUUGCAGGGUGAGGGAUGCUGAGGGCAUUUCUCAAGGGCUGGAGGAGGCACAGGCAGCAUCUCCCCCAGGGCCUAUCCCCUCCUCUCUCCCCCGGGGCCCAGGCAGGGGAUUGCAGCAUCAUUUUAAGUGGCAUAUAUUUUGCACAUUUUACCCCUCUUUCAAACAAAAUUCAAAGUGACCCUCCUGUGGUACAGGAACCCCCUUUGCUUCCCUGUGUCUGCACAGCAGGGUCAGGCAUGGGGGCUGUGCUGGGGGGUAUUGCUGGGGGGUGUCCUGGGUGCUAGGGAGAGGGGAGAAAGGGUCCUGGGCUGCAGGCCCUCGGCACCCUGUGGGUUGGCGCUGCCUGGCUGCAACGGGGCCCCAUGGGCUGCCUUGCCUGAGCUGCUACAGGGACUUCCCCCAGCUGAGGUGGUAGGAGUGGGUAGGGAGCACUGGGAGAGCAGCCCCUCAAGCCCUCUCCAAGGAAGCCCACCAUCUUCAGGAGCACAGAAGCCUCAUGGGGCUGCAGUGGCUUUCUUCACCACCCCUGACUGGGUGUAGGCUCUCCCAGCAUCACCCAGCCUGAGAGAGGGGGGCUGUUCCUCCCCUACCUCUGUCCUUGUCUCCUCCCUGGUGAUGGUUAUGUUCCAGAGGCAAUAUGGGGGGCAGGAUGGAUGAGAGAGGUGGACUGGAGCCCCUGCCAUCUGCAGGGAGGCUCUUUGUGAGCCUCUUCUCUUUGAAGGCUCUUUGUGAGGAGGUUUCUGGUCAGGAUCAGUUGUUCUCAAUUGCUUCUUCCCUCCCCUUGUGUAAAAUGUAAAGGAAAAUAAUAAAUCUCCCUACUAUUAAGCUAUAUUUAUUUCCCUCAACCCCUUGCCACCAUCCUGUUUGGUGCUCAUUGCAGACACUACCACCCAUCCUUUGCCUGUCAUCUGUGGGUGCUGCUCUGGCUUGCUGGGGCUGUGCCCUCCAGAGUCUGAUGGUGCCAGGUGGAAGGGGAGAGUCAAUCCUUUGACCUUUUCAAUCACCUGUGCUGGCUCUGGAGCUCCAAGCACUUUAAUAGACCUAAAGAAGUGAAGCAUCAGCCCUGCCCAGCUCUGCUCCUGGAAGGGCGAUCACGUCCUAGGUCUUUUCUCUCCUUCACCACUAUUAGAGGAAGGGGAGCCAGAGACAUGGAGCAGGCUGGGGGCUGCUCUGCAGAGGACAUAGCUGACUUUCCUGUACAGCUCUUUGUAGCAAUCCCAGGUCUGGAGGAAAGGGGGGGUGAAAGGGAAGAGAUAUGGGUCUUUGAUGCGUCGGGAGGGCAGGCCACCCUGGAUCCCAGGGCUCAGCCAGAGCUGGAGCACAUGGAGGGACACAGUGUCACCCAUCCCCUCCAGGGAUAGGCUAAACAUUAAAUGAGCAUGUGAGCUAAGAGCUCCCAAUCUGCUUCCAGGCUGGGGUGCGGAGGAUGUUGAUCCUGCUUCCCUGUUCUUGCACCCACCUGCUGUCCUUGCCCCGAGUCCAGCAGGCAGGCUGGGAUGCUCCAGUCUCUGUAGGUCCAUCUGUGGCCUGGGCUGCCUUUGUGGCUGUCUGGGCUCUGCCUGUGGAGAGCUGUGUGUUCUGAGUGGCACUGUCUGUGUAGAGAUGUGUAUAAUACCCUGUAUAUAUUUGUGUACAAAAGAAAACAGGAAAAAAAGAAAAAAAAGGA
This is a messenger RNA of Apus apus (common swift), 5012 nucleotides long. It is a transcript of the gene TMEM63B, whose product is annotated as transmembrane protein 63B. Lineage: Eukaryota; Metazoa; Chordata; Aves; Apodiformes; Apodidae. The transcript has 24 exons. Gene Ontology annotation, molecular function: calcium-activated cation channel activity. Bases 177 to 2666 code for a protein of 829 amino acids. Gene Ontology annotation, cellular component: plasma membrane. The record is from RefSeq and is a predicted model, not a curated record.